UUCCGCUGUCCAUUUCAGUAGUAGUUUUCGCGUCGGCCGCAGCACAACGAGCAAACGGAAACCGGAAACGGAAGUAAAAGCGAGCGAAAGGCAGUGGCUUCAAAGCACAGUUAAUCGGGCAGAGAGCCGAGUGCAGACAACAGUCAACUGAGAACUGAGCGCAGUGAAGUGUUUGUUUUCGCCGUUAUCAGUGGAUGCACGCCUUCCCACCUCCGAUUGCGAGUAGGGAUCGGGCCAGGGACUGGGAUUCCGAAUCCUCAUCCGCACUCGCAUCCGCAUCCACAUCGGAUCCAGAAUCAGAAUCAGAAUUGUAUCCAGGCUCGCGACCCGCACGGAGGAGGCGGCGAGCCGGAGAGGCGUGUCACUAGCAGGUGGGCGAGCCGGUUAACCAGAUUCCGACGGCAAAAACCUCCUCUCAGCCAAAAACAUUGGGCCAUAAUUAACCGCAAGCCGAAAGCAGCGCCGAGGAAAAAGAAAUACCGAAAUUGAAUCAGAAAAAUCAGUAACUGUGCAGCAAAAGCAGUGGACGCAGAAAAUGCGGGCCGAGUGCUUUGGCAAUUAUGCCAAAAUUGUUAACAAAAUACAAAGUGUAUCAGGCUAAAUAAAAUCGACAGCAGGAAACCGCAGGAAUUACAAAAGGACCGAAGGGACAGGCGACGACAGGUGGUCGCUUUUGGGGCCUUUUCUCCUUGAAUUCAUUUCGUAAAUCUAUAUAUAUAUAUUUAGUGGGGGCCGAAAAUCACACCCUUCGUUGGCCCAAAAGCAACAGAGCUGAAAAACCCAAAACCCCCAACCCUAGCCCAAAUUGAAACCUCAAUAGAAACACAAACGGAAGCAGAACAAAAACUCACUUAGGCUGCCAUCCAAAUCAACGGCUGUCAGACAAAAAGUCGCUUUUUAUUGAUUUUUAUAAAGCCAAAAAGCAAUGAACAGCAAGGAAUAAUAACACAAGCCGCAGAAGCAGAAGCAAAAUAAAAAUAAAAAGAAUAAAAACAAAAAGCGAACGCAAUGUGAAUAAUUCCCCAGUUGAACACAGAGGCGAGCACGAAACGGAAAAACUGCUGCUAUAUCCCCACUCACCCCACCACUCCCAGUGCCCCCGCCUGUCCAGAUCCCCAACUAUAUAAUAUAGCACACUAUCGGAACGUUCAUCAAAUGCGAUUCGACUCGAUUCGAUUGGAUUCGAUGACGAUUCGAAGCGGAGACACCGGAGAGACGGACGCACACGGAGCCCCAUAAAAAUGUGUUAUAAAAAUAUACACGCAUAAAUUCCCCCAACCCCCCACAAGGACAUAAAAACACGGGGAGAACCUUUCAUGCAAAUGUCAUUGACAAAGUCAAUUAGCAGGAAACGGAAGCGCUGCAGCUGCACAAUUGAAAUUGAAAACUCGUUUAAAGGCAUCACAAAACACGAAACGGAAGUGCGGGACAAAAAGCAAGACUGAUUUUAAGUUUAGUUAGAUUAUUUUAACAAUAAAACCCCCCAAAAAAAGGGAGAGCAACUAUUUUGUGGGGAAAAACCCGAAACUGCAACAACGAAUUAGCCAAGCGGAAACCGUAGCAAGGAGGUAAACCGACCACAGAGAAAAUAGGGAAAGCCCCAACAAAGCGGGAAAAGCAGCAAAGCAGGAAAAACAAAAGCAACCUACCAACAAAAGCAAGCCGGAUCCAUUCGAAAGCAUGUUUGUGCUCAUAGCUGUGCUGUUUGUUAACGCUUGCCUAGCGGGCACCAUUCCGGCCACGCCGGAGAACAUAACCGUUACGUUCCUCACGCCCACGGCGGUCCGGGUGUCGUGGCAGACGCAAAUCGAUCUGAAGGCACAUCCCAUCGAGAAGUACAUCGUGACGUACAAGCCAACGGACGACAGUUACAGGGUUGUACAGGACGUCGCCGGCAGCAGCGAGGCCAUUGUCCUGGAUCGCCUGCUGCCCAGCACACAGUACUCCCUCGUUGUGACGGCCAUCUGGCAGGGCAAGAAGUACCGCAGCCGCGGCCAGAUCAAGUUCAAGACGCUUGAUCUGCCCAAGAACACCUCGCAGCAGGACUUUCCGCCGGGCAUCUACGGCAAUGGCAGCAACGGUGCUCGCAAUGGCACCAACAAUGCCAGCAUCUUUGGCGACGACGUGACCUCCACGGCCACCAACACCCUGACCCAUGGCACACCCAGGGAAUUGCCCACGAUCCGCGGCGUGGAGAUCGGCAUCGUUCUGAUCGUACUGAUGGUCUGGGCCGGAGCCAUCGCUCUGUUCUUUAACCGGUGGGGCAAGAUCCGAAUGCUGCUCCCCUAUCAGCCGGACUACAAGCACGAGCAGCUGAAGGUGCCGGGCACGGGCGUGUGCAGCGCCAGCGGAUGCAAUGGACAGCACUCGCACCAGAACCUACACCCCGAUUUCUUUGUCAAGUUCGACAGCAGUGAAUGUGCCCACCCACCGUUGCACUGCAAUAGCCGCGUAAGCAACUGGCCGGAGGAUGCGGCAAACACCCAGCGGAGAUCCUUACUGACCUACUUUUCAUUGCAGCACAUCCACAUGCUGGCCGAGGAGCACUCCACCUCCAUUUCGGAACGCUGCACCCGCAGCCGCAUCAACUCGGCCAUAUUCGUGUCCUCGGAGGGGCGAGGCUUCGACUCCAUAGAGUUCCUGCGGCGCCACGGAUCUCAGAGUGUCCUCUGCAGGAAGGCCAAGAGUGCCGAGAACAUCACGGAUAACGGAAGAAGGAAGAGCCUGCGGCCGUGGCGCACCGACGAUGAAUCCUGCAAGCAGCAGCACCUCUCGCAGGACAGCAACGACAUCGAGCUGAAGGAGUGCGGCGGCGGUGGAGGAGAGCUGCUCCGGCUGCCGGUCAUCCACGAUGGCAAGCAGACGCCCACGGCCGUGACCAGUCUGCUAGCGCGAUCGGCGGCCAUAACCACAGCCAACAUGAUUGUGGGCAGCAUUUCGCUGGAGGCACCACCACCUUACAUGCAGGACGACGAGGGCGAUACGCUGUCCACGGCGGCACUCAUUCACAGCGAUGCAGCUGCCGUGGUACACGAGUCGCAGGACUCGGCGGAGACGGUGGAGGAGCUAGUCCAUGUGCCGCUACUGGCCAGUGCCACUGCCACGGCCAGCGUUUCGGCCUCAUCCUCGCCCAGCAUUGCCAUUGAGGCCAAGCCGCGCGUCCUGGUGCACCAGCGAUCCUCGACCGCCUCCUCGUCGCCGCACAGCAGCCCCAAGAACCUGGGCAGCCUGGGACUGAAGAUCGUCAAGCCCAAGAUCAGUGCCGUGCCAAUGGUUUCCGUCUCCGGACCCUCGCCGCCCAUUGAGAAGCCGCCGCUGGCCGAGUGCUUGUAACAAAUGGCAGCCGAAACAUUUAUCUAAGCUCGCACUGAAGGCAACUGGACCCUGGAACCCGGAUAGCCCCCAAGAGUACCCAAAGCCGCAGAAAGAGUACCCAUCCAAAUCCUAUUUCAAUAAUCUAAGACGAGAUAUGUAGUUGAGACGGAGAAAGUAUGCCAGCUGCUCAAAUAAGUGUUUCGGUGAGAGGCUUUAACAAGUAGAUUGCAAGGACAAGGAAGUGCAAGGACGAGACAAGUAGUAAUAGGAUAGAAAAUGAACCAGUGGUCAUCACCAGGCAAGGAAAGCUUUGUAUAUUCAACAACGACUGACGUAUACACAUAUGUGUAGUACAUUAUAAACGAAACCAAUGGUAACCUGUAGAACUUUAUAAGUCGAUUAUUGUGUACGAGUAUGUGUGUAUGCAUACCUAUUAACUGAUAAAUCAGCUUUAACAACAAACAAGUAAACUAUCAGGCUUUAAUAUUACGACGAUGAUGAAUUUCUGGUUUAACCUAGUCCGUAGACUCACCUAGCUGUUGAAACUAAUAAAUCGAUUCUCUUUAAUUCUUCUCCUAUACAUAUAGCCAAAACGAACACAGAACACUCGGGCACCACCACUGUUAUACACGCGAUCUAGAUCUAUAUAGAUUUACCAAAUAUAUACAUCUAUAUAUAUAUAUUUAUACACCCAGUAAAAUUAGUUGUGUGCGCCUGAAGAGCCUCGCACGGAUCAACAGGGUUUCAGUUCAAGAUCCUCUAAGAAUCCUGGGAAACAGUGUGAUUCAUGCCAGGCUCUUCUUCGUACCGCCAGAGGUUUUCGAACACCUGCUAUACACUUAGCUCCUAGUUUUAAGAGAAUGAAAUCACAUAGUCCAAAUGUUACAUGCUAGCAUAUCAAAUUCUCUACUGUACCCACGACCAAAGCGAAACGUUUGAAACUGUAACUAGUCCAUAAUUAGCUUUAAGCAACCUAUUACAUGACUAUUAACUAGACGUAGAGAUUUUUGCAAAGUAAGUGCCCUGGACGACUUCUGAGUGUUUUUGAAACCAGACUCUUACGUGUAUUCCGUGUAGAUGUUUCUGUAGCGCGAUCGUAACCUAUACAAAAGAGUAUGUCUCAUGUUAGGCGAACUCAUUGAUGGAUUUAUAGAAGUUUAUAUAGGAACGAUACGAUACUAUAGGAAUCGAUGGCACCAAGCCCAUUUGCUCCCGCUCACUGGUUUAGGUAGUCUCUUUACAUUUUAGUUAUGAUACUCCAAAUUUAUCUAUCCACCUACGCGUUAGACACCUCAAAUCUAUCCUAUCCAGUUCGUUUCAAGAAUAAAAUACAACAAAUGUAAAUACACAUGCACUUGUACCUACAUCAACUGAAAAUAUCUUCAGUGGAACACAAACGUUGUUAUUAAGGAAUUGUCAAUUUAUGGUCCAAAGCUACAAUAAAUAGAACAUCAUUUGGAUGGGUCAGCAGUAAGCUUAACUAAGUUCUAGUUUACGUUCAAUUCGCUAACACAAAACAAAAGUAAAACUGUGUGAAUGUGUAUUUUUGAAAUCAAAUAAAUGAAUUACAUAAAUGUAAUCUUUUCAUAAA
This is a messenger RNA of Drosophila simulans, 4906 nucleotides long. RefSeq lists its product as uncharacterized. The transcript has 9 exons. Gene Ontology annotation, molecular function: protein binding. The coding region runs from base 1681 to 3333 and encodes 550 amino acids. Lineage: Eukaryota; Metazoa; Arthropoda; Insecta; Diptera; Drosophilidae. The record is from RefSeq and is a predicted model, not a curated record.